AAAAAUUUCAAUUCUAGUAAGAAGAGCAUUAAAGACAAAAGUUCUACAAAUAGCACCCGAAUAUCUUGAAGACGAUCCUGUCAUUGUGAAUAAGAUGUCGAAGGUUUCCCGAGGUCUUUACAAGGGUCAGUCCUUGGCGGUUUUCACUAGUGGCGGUGAUGCAUGUGGCAUGAACGGAGCAGUGCGUGCCUGUGUGCGCAUGGCCAUUUAUUUGGGUUGUCAGCCUUACAUGAUACACGAAGGUUAUCAAGGUAUGGUUGAUGGUGGCGAUCUGAUCGUCAAAGCAAGCUGGGCAUCGGUAUCCUCAAUAAUACAUGUUGGCGGUACAAUAAUCGGUUCAGCACGUUGCAUGGAAUUUCAGGAGCGUGAAGGGCGCAAGAAAGCGGCGUUCAAUUUAAUACAAAGAGAGAUCAAUCGCUUGGUUGUAAUCGGCGGUGACGGUUCACUAACUGGUGCAAACAUAUUUCGUCAAGAAUGGAGCAGCCUGCUGGACGAAUUAGCUGCCUCGGGUAAAAUAACACAACAGCAAAGAGAAAACUUCAGUGACUUACAUGUAGUGGGCGUGGUUGGCUCCAUCGAUAACGAUUUUUGUGGCACCGAUAUAACCAUUGGCACGGACACCGCUUUGCAUCGUAUCACUGACGCCAUUGAUUCCAUUGUGAGUACAGCUUACUCACAUCAACGUGUUUUUAUAAUGGAGGUUAUGGGACGAAAUUGUGGCUAUUUAGCAAUAGUCUCUGGCAUAAUAUCAGAAGCAGAUUAUGUGUUUUGUCCUGAGGCACCGCCAUCAGAAGAUUGGCAUGAUCGUCUAUGCGACAAACUAAAGCAGGAACGAGAGGCCGGUCAACGCCUGAAUAUUAUUAUCGUCGCCGAAGGGGCGAACGACAUAAAUGGCAAUCCAAUUACGGCGGAAAUCAUAAAGAAAGUUAUCAUGGACGUAUUAAACUGGGAUAGUCGUAUCACCGUUUUAGGUCAUGUACAGCGAGGUGGUGCACCAAGCGCCUUCGAUCGCAUCGUCGCUUGCCGCAUGGGCGCCGAAGCAACAGUUGCAGUGAUGGAAUCGACCUCAACCACAACGCCAGUUGUAAUUGUCAUGGCUAACAAUCGCAUUGAAAGGGUACCGCUGAUGGGAGCUGUGGAGCAAACAAAAGCGGUGAACCUAGCUAUGAAGGCUAAGGAUUGGGCGAGAGCAGUUACGCUGCGUGGCGAAGCAUUUGAAGCCAAUUUGAAAUCGUUGAAAAUGCUAUCGCUGAUAAGACCACCAAAAUCAACGGAAAAACACCACUCUUACUCGCCUCUAAAUGUCGCUGUUAUGAAUAUCGGUUCGCCGGCAUGUGGCAUCAACGCCGCCACACGCAGUUUCGUACGCGCAAUAAUUUAUAAUGGUGACUCAGUGUACGGCAUCUCAAAGGGCAUAACGGGUCUAUUGGCUGGUGAAGUCAAACAAAUGAGCUGGAGUGAUGUUAUCGGUUGGUGCGGCCAAGGUGGUGCUUUUCUCGGCAUGAAUCGUGUCACUUCCGAAGGUAAAUUUGCAGAAAUCGCAGACCGUUUGCGCGAAUUUAAGAUUCAAUCAUUGGUCGUUAUUGGCGGCUUCGAAGCGUAUCGUACCGUUUUAUCUUUGGCAUUGGAGCGUCGAAAUUAUCGAGAAUUCUGCAUCCCGAUGGCGAUAAUACCAUCCACUAUAUCCAAUAAUAUGCCAGGCACAGAGUACAGUGUAGGCUGUGAUACUAGCUUAAAUGAAAUUACAAAAUGUUGUGAUUUAAUACGCAAUUCGGCGCGUGGCUAUAAGAAACGCGUCUUCAUCAUCGAAACAAUGGGCGGAUACUGUGGAUAUCUAGCCACCAUGGCAGCUAUGGCUGGUGGCGCUGAUUCGGCGUAUAUCUUCGAAGAGAAAUUUCGCGUGUGCGAUAUACAACGCGACUGUGCUAAUAUGGUGGCGAAGAUGAACGAGGGGAUCGAAAGGGGACUCGUGCUGCGUUGUGAAGGUGCCAAUAAAAAUUAUACAGCAAAUUUCAUGGAACGACUUUACGAAGAGGAGGCAAAUGGAUUGUUUACGUGUCGUGGAAAUAUACUCGGUCAUAUGCAGCAAGGUGGCUACCCUACACCAUUCGACCGCUGUCUAGCCACGAAAAUGGGUAUCUCUUGUGCUGAAUUUUUACGGGAGCAAAUGAAAGCAAGUCUUCAACCGGAUGGAACGAUAAUGACCACAUCUAAGCAAUCAGCAUGCAUGCUAGGCGUAAUGGGACGAGAUUACAAAUUUACGCCAGUGGAAGAUUUGUCUAAUGAGACGGAAUUUAAGCAUCGCAUCCCAAAGGUCCAGUGGUGGAUGCAAUUACGCCCAUUACUAAGAAUUCUUUCAACACACAAUUCGGCUUACGAAUCUGAGAGUUUUCCAAUCGCAGCAUCUUCACUUCAACAACCAGUUGACAUAAACUGUACCGUUAAUUAAAAUAAACUACUCUCGGAAGUGCCACGCAAAAAUGUAUUCAGUUACAUAUAUUACGCAUAUUUUUUACACACAUAUUUCAUAUUAAAUAUAAUAUUUAUUAGAAAAAUAAUAAUUUCUGUA
Anastrepha ludens (Mexican fruit fly) is the source of this 2569-nucleotide messenger RNA. RefSeq names its product ATP-dependent 6-phosphofructokinase-like. The transcript has 11 exons. Gene Ontology annotation, biological process: canonical glycolysis; fructose 1,6-bisphosphate metabolic process; fructose 6-phosphate metabolic process. The record is from RefSeq and is a predicted model, not a curated record. Gene Ontology annotation, cellular component: 6-phosphofructokinase complex; cytoplasm. Bases 95 to 2449 code for a protein of 784 amino acids. Lineage: Eukaryota; Metazoa; Arthropoda; Insecta; Diptera; Tephritidae. Gene Ontology annotation, molecular function: AMP binding; ATP binding; 6-phosphofructokinase activity.